AUGGUGUGUGCCAUCAGACAACUGCUUCAAAGCCCUCUACUCACUGCCGCUAUUUUCAUCACUGGCAUCGGUGGCACUUUCCAGCUUGGUUUCCAAAUAUCCGUGCUCAACUCCCCAUCCACUUUUAUUAAGGAGCUGGUGAAUGUGACCUGUACCGAGAGAUACGGCCUCCACCUACCGCCAUGGCAACUGUCAAUCAUCUGGUCGUUUGUGGUGUCGAUCUUCUGCAUCGGUGGGCUGAUGGGCGCGCUGAUGGGCGGACGACUGGCGGACAAAUACGGCAGGAAGAGAUGUCUGCUGUGGAAUAACCUGCUGGGCAUGGCAGGGGCUGUGCUGAUGGUGCUUAGCAAAACAGCCGUGUCCUUUGAGAUGAUCAUGGCAGCCAGGUUUAUCUACGGUGUCAACGCAGGCAUUGGCCUGACGGUGCACUGCAUGUACCUGCCCGAGUGCUCCCCGAAGAAGCUGCGGUCAAUGAUGGGCUUCUUUGUGACGACCUUCACCCCUUUUGGAAUUUUCAUUGGCCAGCUCCUGGCGAUGAUGCGUCUGUGGGGGCCUAAGGUUGACCACAGCGCGGAACUGGAUGACAUGCGUGCGGAGGCGGCUGUGUCGAGUGGGCUGCAGAGGAAGGGGGUGAUGGAGCUCUUCAGGCAGCGCUCGCUACGCUGGCAACUGGCCACCAUCAUCUGGCUCCAGACGGCACAACAGCUGUGUGGCAUCAACGCCGUGUACCUGUACGCGUUUGAUGUGUUCAGGAAGGCAGGUAUCCCUCCUCAUCAGCUGCGCUAUGCUGCUCUGGGAACUGGCCUGUGUGAGUUCUCCACUAACGUCAUCUCUGCAAUGGUCAUUGAGCGCACAGGCAAGAAGGUGCUUCUGUUGUGGGGAUACUUUGGGAUGGCCACUACCCUGACACUACUCACAGUUACGCUAUACCUGCAGACCAUCUUGUGGUGGAUGUCUUACUGCAGCUUGAUCCUCGUCUUCAUUGCCAUUGUCUUCUUCUCCAGUGGACCAGCUGGCGUCACCGUCCCCCUGGCUGGUGAGCUCUUUAACCAAUCCUUCAAGGCAGCAGCCUUCACCAUCAACACCACCAUCAACUGGACUGGCCUCUUCCUCCUUGGGAUGCUCUUCCCGCUCAUUGUGGAGCACCUCGACUACCUGUCUUUCAUCAUAUUCCUGUCGGUCUGUUUGUGCACCGGCCUCUUUGUGCACUUCAACGUUCCGGAGACGCGGAACCGCACCGUUCUGGAGAUUGCUGCUGAGUACGACCGGAUGCACAGCAGAUGCAGACGAGGGCCAGCAGCCUCAGAGGAGCAGAAGCACACCCCCUCACCUACACCAAUGGACUAUCCUGUCCAAACAACAUGGCUCUGA
Messenger RNA from Engraulis encrasicolus (European anchovy), 1371 nucleotides. Its product is annotated as solute carrier family 2, facilitated glucose transporter member 11-like. The transcript has 11 exons. NCBI's taxonomy places the organism in Eukaryota, Metazoa, Chordata, Actinopteri, Clupeiformes, Engraulidae. Gene Ontology annotation, biological process: monosaccharide transmembrane transport. The coding region runs from base 1 to 1371 and encodes 456 amino acids. The record is from RefSeq and is a predicted model, not a curated record. Gene Ontology annotation, cellular component: plasma membrane. Gene Ontology annotation, molecular function: hexose transmembrane transporter activity.